Punctularia strigosozonata HHB-11173 SS5 is the source of this 378-nucleotide messenger RNA. RefSeq lists its product as uncharacterized. Lineage: Eukaryota; Fungi; Basidiomycota; Agaricomycetes; Corticiales; Punctulariaceae. The record is from RefSeq and is a predicted model, not a curated record. The transcript has a single exon. The annotation marks the transcript as partial.
GCCCCAUCAACUCUCAGAGGAUACAACGGUGCGGUAAAUCGGUUCAUUCGGUUCUGCAGAAACGAGAAGAUUCACCAACGCUUCUGGCUACCGGCGGACGAGCUCGUACUUUGCGCGUUCGCGGCAUCGAGCGAAGGCCGCCAUGCAGGCAGCACCGCCAGGAACGCCCUCGCCGGGCUUAAGGCCUGGCAUUUCGCGCAGAACGCAGAAUGGAAGGGAGGCAAACGCCUCAACUACAUACUGAACGGGGUCGAGAACAGACACCCCGCCCUUUCCCAUCGACCACCCCACCUCCCCAUCAACCGGAAGAUGCUACGCAUCCUCAGGGCCGGCCUCGACCUGACGGACAGCGUCGACAUGGCCGUCUUCGCGGCCGCU